Messenger RNA from Lachnellula hyalina, 1734 nucleotides. RefSeq names its product MFS glucose transporter. Gene Ontology annotation, biological process: carbohydrate transport; transmembrane transport. The coding region runs from base 1 to 1734 and encodes 577 amino acids. The record is from RefSeq and is a predicted model, not a curated record. Gene Ontology annotation, cellular component: membrane. NCBI's taxonomy places the organism in Eukaryota, Fungi, Ascomycota, Leotiomycetes, Helotiales, Lachnaceae. Gene Ontology annotation, molecular function: carbohydrate:proton symporter activity. The transcript is spliced from 2 exons.
AUGGGUUUCAUCAAGAAAACACCCAACGCGGCUGUCAGUCAGUCCGUUGUUGGUCGCGCCAAUGCUGUAAAGCAGAAUGGUAUUAGGGGCAUGUUCGCCAAUCCUUAUGUCUUCAUGACCUGUCUCUUCGCCUCCCUGGGCUGUAUGAUGUAUGGUUAUGACCAGGGAGUGAUGGGUUCAAUCCUUGUCAUGGAAAACUUCGAAGCACACUUUCCCACCCUCACAGGCUCUAGUAUUCAGGGGUGGCUUGUGGCUUCAUUGGAACUUGGUGCUUGGGCGGGUGCACUAUUGAACGGUUACCUCGCGGACAGAAUCUCCAGAAAGUAUAGCAUGCUGGUUGCUGUGGUCGUCUUCACACUAGGGACUGGGUUGCAAACUGGUGCUCAGAACCCCGGAAUGCUUUUCGCGGGACGAGUAAUUGGCGGUAUUGGCAUUGGAAUGUUCAGCAUGGUUAUCCCCCUUUACCAAGCCGAGAUUGCUCCACCUGAACUUCGUGGUUCCCUUGUCUCGCUGCAACAACUUUCCAUCACCGUUGGUACCUGUAUAGCGUUCUGGCUAGAUUACGGGAUGCAUUUUGUCGGAGGAACCCAUUGCGUCCCUGAUGGAGUACCAAAUAAUGGAUACGGUUCAGAUGGCAAGUUCUCUCCUUCUCUCGCCCAUGGGCAUACCUGCACGGGCGAGAAAGCCAUCUCUUGGAGAGUCCCACUUGCACUCCAACUCAUCCCAGCCUGGAUACUGUUCUUCGGGAUGUUCUUCCUUCCAUUCUCCCCACGAUGGCUCAUGAUGAAGCACCGUGACGAAGAAUGUAUCGCCUCUCUGUCCAAACUUCGCCGUCUCGAACCUGACAAUGCGCUUCUGCGAGCGGAAUACCUUGAGAUCAAAGCCGCCGUCCUGUUUGACGAAGAGACCGAGGCGGAAUACAAUGCUACAAACAAAUUUGGAGCGUGGAGAGCACUCUUCGCCGGAAACAUGCUCAAGCGUCUCGGCAUUGGUUGCUGGCUGAUGAUCUUCCAGCAGUUUACUGGAAUCAACGCAGUGCUAUACUACGCUCCUCAAAUCUUCGCCACCUUCGGUUUCACAUCCGUCACCACUGAGCUCCUAGCUACAGGCGUGACUGGAAUCCUGCAAAUCAUCUUCACGCUUCCCGCAGUUCUCUUCCUCGACAAGUUUGGCCGAAAGUCAUUCUUGAUCACCGGUGCUAUUGGAAUGUGCGUCUGCCACGUAAUUGUCGCAGCCCUUGACGGCACCUUCGAAGACUCGUGGCCAACGCACACGUCUGCAGGCUGGGCAUCCAUCGCAUUCAUCUGGCUCUUUGCCGUCAACUUCGCCUACUCCUGGGGCCCCGUUACAUGGGUUCUCACGCAGGAGAUCUUCCCCAACAGCAUGCGCUCCCGUGGUGUAGCCAUCGUAGCAUCCACCAACUGGAUGUUCAACUUCGUUAUCGGUCUCACAACCCGUGAUAUGCUUGACAGCAUGAAGUACGGGACAUAUAUCUUCUUUGCUGCUUUCUGUGCCGGAGGCGCCAUAUUUGUGUGGUUGCUGGUCCCUGAAACCAAGAACAAGACGCUCGAGGAGCUAGAUAUCUACUUUGGCGGUGAUAACAAUAGCAUUGCGGUGGCUGAUAAGGCCAGGAUGCAGAGGAUUGAGGAGAGCUUGGGUCUGGCUGGUGUGCAGACAGUGGAAGAUUUGAAGACGGAGAAGGUUAUUGGACACGAGGAGACUGUGGGGCUUUGA